Hibiscus syriacus is the source of this 988-nucleotide messenger RNA. Its product is annotated as ethylene-responsive transcription factor ERF109-like. Gene Ontology annotation, biological process: ethylene-activated signaling pathway; regulation of DNA-templated transcription. The record is from RefSeq and is a predicted model, not a curated record. Gene Ontology annotation, molecular function: DNA-binding transcription factor activity; DNA binding. The transcript is spliced from 2 exons. Lineage: Eukaryota; Viridiplantae; Streptophyta; Magnoliopsida; Malvales; Malvaceae. Bases 16 to 837 code for a protein of 273 amino acids.
ACUCACUACAAUUAUAUGCAGAAGCCCAUGAAAAGACAGAAACUUAGCACAACUCCAUCAUCAAAUUCAACGGUGCCGCCGCCUUCGCCACCGCAGAUUCACCGUCUUUCUCCCGAACACGAACUCUCCAUCAUGGUAUCGGCCCUGAGAAACGUCAUCACCGGCUUCACCCCUUCCUCCACCGCCGUCGAUAUUCCAUCCGAUUUGGGUUCCCUUAUGACUUCCAUUCCCACCGUUCCUGUUGAUAGUGGGAACGUGUUAUUUCAAGCGAGAGAAGUUAUGGAUAAGUGCCACGUGUGCAAAUUUGAAGGCUGCCUUGGCUGCAAUCUUUUCCCGCCAAGUCAGCAGGAAGAACAAAAGGGUACAACGACGACGACGACCGUGAGUAGAACAAAACGAGUAAAGAAAAACUACAGGGGAGUUAGGCAAAGGCCGUGGGGGAAAUGGGCGGCGGAGAUUCGAGAUCCGAAACGCGCAACCAGGGUCUGGCUCGGAACAUUCAACACGGCGGAGGAAGCUGCUCGGGCUUACGAUAAGGCAGCCAUCGAUUUCCGUGGACCAAGAGCUAAACUUAACUUCCCAUUCCCGGCUACCUACGGUAAUGACGAAGUAACAACAACAUCAGCAGCGACAACGACCGCAGUUGUCUCCGAUCAAGAAAAUAGCGGAUCGAUGAAUUUGAACACUGGAAGGGACACGGAAAUGAGAUUCGGAACGGAGUUUUGGAACGGGAUGGGAGAAGAUGAGAUUCAACAGUGGAUGAUGAUGAUGAUGACGACGGAUUUUGAUUGGGACAAUAAUUCCUCGGAUUCUGCUACGACUCUGGGACUUGAUUAAUAGCCUUCCUUGUUUCAUUUUUUUAACUAUUUAUUGUUAGAAUUUGGCCAACAUAAAAGGCUCUUUCUUGUUGUAUUAGUUGCAAGAAAGGGUUCAUUAUUGAAGCAAAUGUACAUUUGUUCUUUAAAUGAUUCAAAUGGCAUAUAUUUCC